AUGAGCGCCGAUCUCGCCGCGCUUCGCGCGUACGUCACCGCGGAAACGCACGCACAGCGACCGGCGGCGACGACGAUUCGCUUGCGCGUGUCGCACAGCAAUCUCAAGACGAGUUUUCUCGAGAUACGCUUCGACGCGCACCAGACGAUCGAUGAGGUGAAGCGAAAACUGAUGACGCACUGCGGGAGUAACGCGUCGGCGAUGACGCUCGUGCUGCGCGACGUCGAUGGGUCGGUGGUGGCGGUGAUGGGCGAUGAGACGAGAAAGUUGGGCUAUUACGGCGCGAGCGACGGGAUGGAGUUGCACGUCGUCGACAACGAUCCACAGUCGUUGUCCGCGAACGGUUGGCUCGAGGACGUGAGCAAAGUUAAAAAGUAUGAGAUGUCGGACGAGGAUUACGAAAAGCGCGAGUCGACGUAUCGAAAAUGGAAACGCGAACAAGUGGCGAGAGAUCCGUCGUGGACGAUUGAAAAACACAUGGCGGAGCAACGCGGACAGACGUACAUUGAGGUCGGGUCGAGGUGUGAGGUGAAUCCGGGCGCCAAGCGAGGGGUGGUGAAAUUCGUCGGUCGAUGCGAGGCGCUGCCGCCGGGAUUUUGGAUUGGCGUGCAGUUCGACGAACCGGUGGGGAUGAACAACGGCACCGUGAAAGGGGUGAAGCUCUUCGAAUGCAACGAUGGGUACGGAUCGCUGCAGCGCCCGAAGAACGUGUCGUGCGGAGACUUCCCGCCUUUGGAUGACGUUGACUUUAGCGAGGAUGAAAUUUGAAUACAGUUUCUGUU
Messenger RNA from Ostreococcus lucimarinus CCE9901, 782 nucleotides. RefSeq lists its product with no specific name. Gene Ontology annotation, cellular component: microtubule plus-end; nucleus; cytoplasm. Gene Ontology annotation, biological process: post-chaperonin tubulin folding pathway; cytoplasmic microtubule organization; tubulin complex assembly. The record is from RefSeq and is a predicted model, not a curated record. Gene Ontology annotation, molecular function: microtubule plus-end binding; alpha-tubulin binding. Lineage: Eukaryota; Viridiplantae; Chlorophyta; Mamiellophyceae; Mamiellales; Bathycoccaceae. Bases 1 to 768 code for a protein of 255 amino acids. The transcript has 2 exons.